UCCCUCUGCAGGUCAGGUGAUUACUGGGAAAUCAGCCUGGUUCUCCUCUAUGUCCUCCUCCUAUUGAUGAAUAAAGAUCAGGGGGUGUUACUCUUUCAGAGACGAUAUAUUGUGUGAAACUACAGCACUGCCUCAGAGGAUCACACACAUUUCUACUACUGAACAACUGUGACUCCACACAGUUUUGUGCUUUUUACAUCAGAAGACAUCGAGGAACAUCAGACUUCUUUACUCCCUCAGUUAUAUCUUCCUCUGCAUCCCUAUUAACAGAUGAUACAUGAGGAGUUGGACAUCCCGAGCACGCAUUUUGAAAUCACGACACUUGGCUGACAACUAUCAACAGAGUGUAUGCAAAUUUGGACCAGAGAGCACACAACCGGAGGAUCAUACACUCACCAGCAAGAUGGAUGAACUUCGUUGACCAAAAAUAGUUAUUUUAUUUGCUCAUUAAAAAUAUCUCUCCAACAGGCUGGCCCCGGUACCAACUGAUUAUAACUUUAUUAGUACUGCUAUUACUUACCUUCACCAUAAUGGCAUAUUUAUUGAAGUCAGCUUGGGGCGUAAUUUUAUCAGCUCUUCCAGGAUCAAAAUCAAACAUUGCUGAAAAAAAGCAGCCAGCCAAGACUUCACCUCUUGUUAAUUUACAACCAAAUGAUAAUAUUUCAGAGGGGCAAGAGUGCAUUCAACGGCUUGCUGAUGCUGUUAAAGAAAAAAGCUCACUGUUGGAACCACAAACAGGUCCUCUUCCUGUUUAUAAAAUUCCCCUGAAUGAAGAACAAAUUAAUCUCACUGGGUGCAGGCGUUUCAGUUUAGGAAAAGACUCCAAUAAACCUAAUCGCACCAUAAUGGUUCUUGGAGCAACUGGGGCUGGAAAGUCAACUCUCAUCAAUGGGAUGAUCAAUUACAUUCUAGAUGUUGAAUGGAAGGAUUCAUUUCGUUUUAAGUUGGUCAAUGAGGAUCAGUCAAAAUCACAAGCUGAAAGCCAGACAACGGAAGUCACAGUUUACAAAAUCAACCACCAAGAGGGGUUUAAAAUAGAGUACUCACUGACCAUUGUUGACACUCCAGGUUUUGGAGAUACAAGAGGCAUAGAGAGAGAUAAAGAGAUCACAGAACAGCUGCGUAAUCUCUUCUCUGCUAAGCUUGGUGUCAGUGAAAUUGAUGCUGUGUGUUUUGUAGCUCAGGCUUCUUUAGCACGACUCACACCAUCACAGAAAUAUGUGUUUGAUUCAGUUCUCUCAAUCUUUGGUAAAGAUGUGGCAGAAAACAUCAGGGUUCUGGUGACAUUCGCAGACGGCCAGCGUCCACCAGUUCUAGAGGCAAUCAAUGCUGCAGGUGUCCCAUGUCCAAAAACAAAAGACGGGCUGCCAGUUCACUUCAAAUUCAAUAAUUCAGCUUUGUUUGCAGACAAUAAAUCAUCAGCAGCAGACAGCAUGAGUGAGGAUGAGGAAGAUGGAGGCUUUGAUCAGAUGUUUUGGAAAAUGGGGACAAAAAGUAUGAAGAGGUUCUUUGCUGCUCUGAAUGUCAUUGAGACCAAAAGUCUGACGAUGACGAAAGAGGUCCUCAGAGAAAGAAAGCAGCUUGAGAACUCAGUUGAAAACUUGCAGAAGCAGGUUAAAUUUGGGUUAGCCAAGCUUGAGGAGAUAAACGAAACAUCUCAAAAACUGAAAGAGCACGAGGCAGAAAUCAGCAGAAAUGAGAACUUUGAGUUUGAAGUUACUGUCACAAAGCCUGUUCAAAUAGAUAUUUCUGGUAAAGGAAAUUUCCUCACCAACUGUCAGCAGUGUCAUAACACCUGUCACCAUCCCUGUGGAAUACCCAGCGAUGCAGAUAAAAGAGGGUGUGUAGCAAUGGGAUCAAAUGGACACUGUACUGUGUGUCCGGGCAAAUGUUACUGGAAUGAACAUUUUAAUCAGAAGUAUAAAUGGGAUUAUAAGGAAGUUAAAGAAAAACGAACAGUGAAAGAACUGAAAGAAAAGUACCUAAAAGCUGCAGAUGCUAAGAGACCUGUUCAGACAUUGAUUGGAAAACUGAAGGCUGAAUAUGAUGAAGUGCAGACUGAGGUGAAUAAACUGAUAGCGUGCUCUGCUCAGUGUUUAAACAAACUUAAAGAGAUAGCACUGAAGCCAAACCCUCUUUCUACUCCAGAGUAUAUUGACAUGAUCAUUGAGGGAGAGAAAUCUGAGUGCAAGCCAGGCUGGAAGGAAAGAGUUCAGUCCCUGAUAGCCAUGAGAGAAAAAGCAGAGUGCAUGGCUAAAGUAGACAGAGGAGAGAAGCUCCUCCAGAGUCCAUCUACUGACUUACAGCAUUGUAACCAGGGUCAAACAAAGAACAAAGCCGAGACUGAUACCAACCAAAACAAGGCCAAGCCCAAUUCCGAUAUAGACAAAUAUCCGACUGAGGCAGGAACCAACCAAAACCAAGAUGAGUCCAAUAUAAACCAAGACCAAGACAGUAAGCUUCAUACUAACAUAGAUCAAGAACAAGACAAAACUGAUUCUGAAUCUGACCAAGGCCAGGACAGUAAGCUUGAUACUAACCCAGAUGCGGAUCACAUCAAGACUGAUUCUGAUUCUGACAAAGGCCAAGACAGUAAGCUUGAUACUAACCCUGAUGAGGACCAAGAAAAGACUGAUUCUGACCAAGGCCAGGACAGUAAGCUUUAUACUAACCCAGAUGAGGAUCACAACAAGACUGAUUCUGAUUCUGACAAGGACUAAGACAGGGCUCAUGCCACUAGCCAGCAAGACUGAGAGCCAGUGUUGCUGUGGGACAAAGUGAGACUAGCCUCCAAUCAAAUGCCAUGUAUGUAGAUAUUAUGUUUAUAUAGUGGAUCCAUACAUAUUACAAACAAAAUAUGUUUUGGAACUUUUGAUAUUUAUUGCCCCUCAACAGGCCACAACUGGGCAAAAUAAAAUUAUGCUUGUUAAGCACUAUACAAAAAAUAAAUAAAUACUUCCAUUUAGAGAAGGCUACUUUUGGAUUAUUUGGGCUCGCCAUACCUGUCUCUCGUUGACUGACUCGCUUGUGUUGUUCGUUGUGUGUCCGACUAUGCGUGCUUUCGAACGCCCGCCCAACUCUACCUCUGAUUGGCUUACCAUGAAAUUUUACUCAACCUCAGCCAAUCGUCAGCAUUUAUGUGCUUGUCUCGUGCACUGCCCACUAACCAAAGAAGAACAGUAAAAAAGUAUUUGCCUCUCGGCUCAGAGACACAUUUUUUGGCAGUAACGGUAACGGUGUUAUUAAGAUGGGAAGAGUAAUCAAUUAGAUUACUUGUUACUGAAAAAGGUAACGCCGUUAUUCCCAUCACUGCUGAGAGCACACAAAGAUAAGUGUCAACCAAACAAGGCCAUACCAGACAAGAACAAGAGUAGCACAAUGGUUGUCACAGUGCAGAAUCCUUUUUAUAAAAAAAAUGCACAGGCUAAAUUUAAAGAAUUUAGUUGACGGGUGUGUACUCAGACUUAGACAGACAUAAUGGCUGGGAGGACAAAUUUAUAUGUGAUUGAUUGUUUUAAAUAAUAUGUUUUUAUAUACACUUUUGUUUGCAUUAUAUUUUAUUUGGCUUUGGUUCAAUUUAGUGGCUUAAUUAUGGAGAACAAUAUGUUUUAUUACAGCCUGUAGUUUUGUCUUUUUUGUCUGGUGUGUUACACAAAAAAAAUAAAUAAAUGUAUCAUGUCAA
This is a messenger RNA of Dicentrarchus labrax (European seabass), 3682 nucleotides long. RefSeq lists its product as uncharacterized. The coding region runs from base 531 to 2720 and encodes 729 amino acids. The transcript is spliced from 4 exons. The record is from RefSeq and is a predicted model, not a curated record. NCBI's taxonomy places the organism in Eukaryota, Metazoa, Chordata, Actinopteri, Moronidae. Gene Ontology annotation, molecular function: GTP binding.